AAAUUAUGAAAUCAAAGCAUUUCCUUAAUAUUCGAGAUUUUAGCCCCUCCGCCUAUAUAAUAGUGACGGAGGGAGUAUAAUUCUAGGUCUCCGAUUUGUGCAGCAGUCUCGUUCUCUCCAUUUUAUCCAGAUGGGGAGUCAAAUCCCCGACGAUUGCCAUCCAAUUACCUCCCUUCCCGCUACGCCUAGGUAUGUACUCGCCGAAUCAUCAAUAACUGAAGGUGUUCCACCGAUGGUAUCCCAUAAAAAAUGUGAACCGGAAACACCAGAUCAACUUUAGUUGUCCUUCCAAAAAGUCUUCAAUGAUUACACAGAAGCUUGUAAGUAUCGUGCAUCCGACCCUUAUAAAUUUGCUGAUUGUGAAGAUAAACUUAUUACAGUAAUUUCAAAAUUCAGAACUUUUAAAGCUAUUUCUCCUCAACUUUAUCCCAAAUUAGUAUAGCUUACGGCUAUUCAAUCGAUGAUUAGUUUAUUGAAAGAUGUUAAUUGUGGAGAUCAUUUAGCUAGUUAUAUCAUUCGAAAAGCUAACUGAUGCGGAUAUUUUAGUAUGUGAUCAACAUGAGCAAGCUGCCUUAUUCGUUGAAACUCUAGUGAACUUUGAAGCCUUAGACGUAUUUAUUUCUACUCUUCAUAAGUUUCCUGAAGAUGAUGAUGUUGUUUCCCUAGCACUCCAAAAUAUUGUGCAGAUGAUUUUUCUUAAACCAGAUGUAGCACGAACGGCCAGAAUACGCUGCUGAUUAAUAGGUUGUUCAACACACUCAGAGCUUCCAAAUGGGAUGAAUCUAAAGAGUAUGCUCUGGGGUUUCUAGAAACUCUUUUGAUGUCUAGUAUGGAAAAUAGAUGUCAAUUAGGGGAAAAUGCUGUAACUGUUGUACUGGCUGCUCUUUCAUCUCUUGAAAGUCCUAAUGAAGAAGACACGUAUGACGUUGACGAUGAGGAACUGCUGGAUAGUUUAUUUCGUUGUUUAUUUCUUCUAUUAGAACAUUCAGAGAAUAAAGUGAUUUUCGCGGAGGCUGGAGGGGUUCAGUUAAUGAUUAAAAUUAUGCAGCAUGAGGAAUUGGGUCAUUCUUAUUAUGGGUCUGCAAUUGUGGCACUUGAUAUGGCAGUGAAGGAUUGUCAACCUGCUUUUAAGAAUUUUGUGACUGAUGCUUCCGGACUGGACACUGCAUUCCCUGCUUCCAUGGAUGUAAUUCUGCAAAGCAUUUUGCAUGAGAAGGAAGUAAUAGAAGAACAUCAGAUAUCUCUAAUCGCAUCAUUAGCUGAUGGCGUUGCCAAGAUGAUAAAAGAUAUGUUGUUAACAAAGUUUGCAGAGAAUGAUUUCAAAAGGAUUACUUGGCUUAUGGAGCUCUUCGUACGAUAUUCUGACAAAGUUGAAGCAAUGACCAAGCAUCUCAAAGACAAACAGCAGCUACACCCGUCUGAGCUCUACGAGGAAAAACUGCAAUGCGGAUUUUCCACGCUUCAGUCGAUUGCUGUUAUUCUUGCUUAUCUUUGGUCGUUCGGGAAUCGUGCAAUAAAUGCUAGAAUUGAAAAAGAAUUGUCUCAGCACCAGUUAGAGAAGAAACAUUUGCGAGAUACUCUCUCAACAUAUCGAGACAACAUUGGCAAUGCGGGUGAAUCAGUAGAAAGUGCAAAGACAGCAGUGAUCGAGAAAUACAUAUGUCCCUUGAGGUUGCGAGUGUUUAUUAGAAGUUAAAACCUUUGGGUAUGGAGCUGGAUGAACAGGGAAAUCCUGACCAGGGUUGGGAGCUGGAUGUAAAGAGCAAGCGGCAACGGACUUCAGAUAAAUUAGAUUAACAUGGCAACGGAUUUCAGAUAAAUGAUCCUUAGAGGUUUGGAAUAUUAGAGUUUAUUAGAAGUUAAAUACCUUUACUACGAGUAAAAUACGUAAUAUACUCUGUAGGAACUAGUUUUCUCAUGCAUGAUAGAAAUAUCAUGACAAUGUUGGUAAUGUGAAUGAGCUAAAAGAAAGUGAACAAUGCAGAGAGUACAUUUUGGGGCUUUGAAUUUGUUUAAUUUUGAGCAUCUGGAGUUGAGCCAUCACCUUCUUUGAAUAACUAGUUAUCUACCAAAUAUCAUUCAUCUUUAAAUGCAAGUAUGAUAUUGUAUCUUUAACUUCAAGUAUGAUAUUAUACCUUGUUUUCUUAUAGUAGA
Messenger RNA from Papaver somniferum (opium poppy), 2154 nucleotides. RefSeq lists its product as uncharacterized. The coding region runs from base 821 to 1696 and encodes 291 amino acids. Lineage: Eukaryota; Viridiplantae; Streptophyta; Magnoliopsida; Ranunculales; Papaveraceae. The record is from RefSeq and is a predicted model, not a curated record. The transcript is spliced from 9 exons. Gene Ontology annotation, cellular component: spliceosomal complex.